Molecule: messenger RNA, 997 nt
Organism: Seriola dumerili (greater amberjack)
Lineage: Eukaryota; Metazoa; Chordata; Actinopteri; Carangiformes; Carangidae
Gene: trappc4
Product: trafficking protein particle complex 4
Exons: 5
Coding region: 156-815 (219 amino acids)
Biological process (GO): endoplasmic reticulum to Golgi vesicle-mediated transport
Cellular component (GO): TRAPP complex
Source: RefSeq, a predicted model, not a curated record
AUACCGGUUGACCAGACUGUUGUACAGAAGUUAUACCAGUACAUAAAUCAUCAAAUAGUCAAACGGAUAAGUAAGAGCUAAUUUAAAGUUCUACAGUCUUUUUACACCGUUGAGGUCACAUGACAGUGUUGUCAGCUGGGUAGGACGUUGCAAAGAUGGUGAUCUUCAGUGUGUAUGUGGUGAACAAGGCUGGAGGUUUAAUUUACCAAUAUGACAACUAUGUCCCAAGAGCGGAGGCCGAGAAAACAUUUAGCUAUCCUUUAGAUCUGGUGCUCAAACAUCACGAUGAAAAGGUCGUCGUGUCGUUCGGACAACGAGACGGAAUCAGAGUGGGCCAUGCAGUGCUGUCCAUCAAUGGAGUUGAUGUGAUAGGAAAGAACACAGCGGAGGGAAAGGACAUACUGGAAUACUUGAAAGAUUCCUCAAAUUAUCCAGUGUCUAUUCGAUUUGGACGGGCACGCCUGAGCUCCAAUGAAAAGCUGAUGCUGGCGUCCAUGUUCCACUCGUUGUUUGCUAUAGGUUCACAGCUGUCUCCUGAAGUUGGCAGUUCAGGGAUCGAGAUGCUAGAAACAGACGUCUUCAAACUCCACUGCUUCCAGACUCUCACAGGGAUAAAGUUCAUUGUGCUCGCAGACCCUCGACAAUCUGGCAUUGAUGCACUGUUGAGGAAGAUUUAUGAAAUCUAUUCAGAUUUUGCCCUCAAGAACCCAUUCUAUUCUCUGGAAAUGCCAAUCAGGUGUGAACUCUUUGAUCAGAAUCUGAAGAGUGCAUUGGAAAUAGCAGAGAAAGCUGGAAACUUUGGAGCUGGAUCAUGAACCAGAGAGGACUAAAGAGACAACAUGAAUUUGCCUUUUCUGAUCACAGGAGAUGUAAUGAACUUCUAUGACUGAGGAUGUUGGUGAGAGAAGUGAAGCUGAUUUUCUUUGCUUCUUUGGACUGGAAUUUGACACAUGUAAAUAUAUAAUGUUCUGUAAAUACUUAAAGAUUAAACUCAUGU